This is a messenger RNA of Rosa chinensis, 748 nucleotides long. Its product is annotated as chaperone protein dnaJ 20, chloroplastic. Gene Ontology annotation, cellular component: chloroplast. The coding region runs from base 74 to 583 and encodes 169 amino acids. The record is from RefSeq and is a predicted model, not a curated record. The transcript has a single exon. Lineage: Eukaryota; Viridiplantae; Streptophyta; Magnoliopsida; Rosales; Rosaceae.
GGCUGUCAACUCUGUCACAUACACAUCGAUCACACAGUAUCUCUUUUCUUCUUUCUCUCUUUCACAGACGCAAAUGAACAUGGAAAUCUCCUUCCAAAUCAUCAAUCCUAAGCUAGCAACUAUGGUUCCAAUGCCAUCUAACCAGAAAGCCUAUAUUUCAUGCAGAGCUCAUGAUGGGUUCGCCAUGCACAAAAAGAACAAGGCCAGCAACUUUUAUGAGCUGCUUUCACUUGGUUCUGAGAAUAACAAUAAGGUAGGCUUGCAUGAGAUAAAGAAAGCCUACAGAAACAUGGCCCUUCAGUUCCACCCUGAUGUUGUCCCUCCCUCUGCAAAAGAGGAGUCUACAAGACGAUUCAUCGAGCUUCAACAGGCAUAUGAAACCCUUUCAGACCCGGUUUCGCGUCAAAUAUACGAUUACCAGUUGUGUUUGGGGAGCUCAUCGGUAGGCUUGGGAGUGGAGGGAUUAUGUAUGGAUCGGGUGAAGAGAUACGUGUUCAGCAAGGAGGUGUGGGAAGAACAACUUCGGGGAUUGCAUAAUAAGUCUCAAACUCGAUCGGGGAGGAAAAGCUACAGGCCGAUGUAGAUUUUGUUUCAUUGUUUUAUGAGAUUCUUUGAAUAUUGUUUCGAUUUAUAAAAUACAACUUAUGGAAGCUACUAUUUUUCAUCAUUUUUCACAAUAAUACCGUGGAAAAGUGAAAAGUGAUCAAACUAAUGAUAAGGUAAUAAAUGCAGAGCGUUGUAAACUUAA